AUGUCAGACUUCCUCGCACCUGCCCCUGACCCCCCCACCGAGCUGGGCCGCCUGCGCGUGCUGUCGUCCACCGCGGGCAUCCGCGUGUCGCCCCUCGCGCUGGGCGCCAUGUCCAUCGGCGACGCAUGGCAGUCGUUCAUGGGGUCGAUGGACAAGGAGGCAGCGUUCAAGCUGCUGGACUACUUCUUCGAGGCCGGAGGCAACUUCAUCGACACGUCCAACAACUACCAGAACGGGCAGUCGGAGGCCUGGAUCGGCGAGUGGAUGGCCCUGCGCAAGAACCGCGACCAGAUGGUCAUCGCGACCAAGUACACCACCGACUACAAAUCGUUCGAGCUGGGUAAGGGCAAGGCUGUCAACCACUGCGGCAACCACCGCCGCAGCCUCCACAUGAGCGUGCGCGACUCCCUCGCCAAGCUGCAGACCGACUGGAUCGAUAUCCUGUACGUGCACUGGUGGGACCAGACGACCUCGAUCGAGGAGGUCAUGGACAGCCUGCACAUCCUCGUCCAGCAGGGCAAGGUGCUGUACCUGGGCAUCUCCGACUCGCCCGCCUGGGUCGUUGCCGCCGCCAACACGUACGCGCGCGCGCACGGCAAGACGCCCUUCAGCAUCUACCAGGGCCAGUGGAACGUCAUGCGGCGCGACCUCGAGCGCGAGAUCAUCCCCAUGGCGCGGCAUUUCGGCAUGGCCAUAGCGCCGUGGGACGUGCUGGGCGGGGGCAGAUUCCAGUCGAAGAAGGAGAUCGAGGAGCGCAAGAAGCGCGGCGAGCCCCUGCGCAGCUUGUUCAGACCGCCCGAGCAGACCGAGACCGAGAUCAAGGUCAGCGAGGCCCUGGCCAAAGUCGCCGAGGAGCAUGGUAUCGACUCCGUCACCGCCAUCGCCCUGGCCUACGUCCGGGCCAAGGCGCCCAACGUGUUCCCCCUCGUCGGUGGCCGCAAGAUCGAGCAUCUCAAGGCCAAUAUCCAGGCCCUCAGCAUCAAGUUGACGCCCGAGCAGAUCGCCUAUCUCGAGAGCAUCGUCCCGUUCGAUGUCGGCUUUCCGGGCUACUUUCUCGGGCCCGAUCCCAAGGUCACCGGCAAGACGACCGGGUUGUUGGCGUCGGCUGGUGCACUGGCUUUUGAUUAG
Messenger RNA from Rasamsonia emersonii CBS 393.64, 1128 nucleotides. Its product is annotated as Aryl-alcohol dehydrogenase Aad14. NCBI's taxonomy places the organism in Eukaryota, Fungi, Ascomycota, Eurotiomycetes, Eurotiales, Trichocomaceae. Bases 1 to 1128 code for a protein of 375 amino acids. The transcript has a single exon. The record is from RefSeq and is a predicted model, not a curated record.